Messenger RNA from Trematomus bernacchii (emerald rockcod), 4678 nucleotides. Its product is annotated as probable phospholipid-transporting ATPase IH. The coding region runs from base 252 to 3839 and encodes 1195 amino acids. Lineage: Eukaryota; Metazoa; Chordata; Actinopteri; Perciformes; Nototheniidae. Gene Ontology annotation, molecular function: ATPase-coupled intramembrane lipid carrier activity; magnesium ion binding; ATP binding. The transcript is spliced from 29 exons. Gene Ontology annotation, cellular component: endoplasmic reticulum; recycling endosome; trans-Golgi network. The record is from RefSeq and is a predicted model, not a curated record. Gene Ontology annotation, biological process: phospholipid translocation.
CCAGCAGCGCGGCUGUGGGUCGGUGUGUUCGCUCGGUCUCUGCAUGGCUCUUCCCAGGGAUGCCAUGAAAAUCAGAAGAGCCGACUGAGAGCCCGCUGCUCCUCGCUAUCUCAGACACAGUGGCGGCGGCAGAGGUGGAGAGCGAUGGAUCCUGGUGGAAAGAUCCAAAUUAGGUAGCGUUUACGAAGAGAACCGAGGAGAGGAGAGCGUCUCCGUUUUGCAGUUUAGUCGCCGCCGGAGCCGUCUUAAGGAUGGAUUUCACCCAGCUCCGGAACAUCAUCAGCAGAUACUGUGUGGGGGAGGAGAUCUGGGUGGACAGUCGGACGGUGUACAUCGGCCAUAAAGAGCCUCCUCCGGGAGCUGAGGCCUACAUCCCUCAGCGUUACCCCGACAACCGCAUCGUCUCCUCCAAGUACACCUUCUGGAACUUCAUCCCCAAGAAUUUAUUCGAGCAGUUCAGAAGGAUCGCUAACUUCUACUUCUUGGUUAUAUUUCUGGUCCAGCUCAUCAUCGACACCCCCACCAGCCCAGUCACCAGCGGCCUGCCCCUCUUCUUCGUUAUCACCGUCACCGCAAUAAAACAGGGCUACGAGGACUGGCUCCGACACAAGGCUGACUGCUCUAUAAACGAGUGUCCGGUGGACGUGGUGCAGCAGGGGAAGGUGGUGAGGACUCAAAGUCACAAGCUACGGGUGGGGGACAUCGUGGUGGUGAGGGAGGACGAGACUUUCCCCUGCGACCUCAUCCUGCUCUCCUCCAGCCGCCAUGACGGGACCUGCUACGUCACCACCGCCAGUCUGGACGGGGAGUCGAGUCACAAGACCUAUUAUGCUGUACAAGAUACCCUGGCCUUUAGAACGGAGCAGGAGGUGGACUCGCUACACGCCACCAUCGAAUGUGAACAACCACAGCCUGACCUCUACAAAUUUGUGGGACGCAUUAAUAUUUACAAGGACAAAGAAGAGCCAGUGGCUAGACCACUUGGGGCGGAGAAUUUGCUCCUCAGAGGAGCCACACUGAAGAACACACAACAUAUUUAUGCUGUUGCAGUCUACACUGGUAUGGAGACUAAGAUGGCGCUUAAUUAUCAGUCUAAAUCUCAGAAGCGCUCCGCUGUAGAAAAGUCGAUGAAUGCCUUCCUCAUAGUGUACCUGUUCAUCUUGAUCAGUAAAGCGGUCAUCAACACGGUUCUGAAAUACGCCUGGCAGUGGUCUCCAGACAGAGACGAGCCCUGGUACAACCACAGGACGGAGAACGAGCGCCAGCGACAUGUGGUGAUCCGAGCCUUCACAGACUUCCUGGCCUUCAUGGUCUUAUUUAACUACAUCAUCCCAGUGUCUAUGUACGUGACGGUGGAGAUGCAAAAAUUCCUGGGCUCCUAUUUCAUCACAUGGGAUGAGGAAAUGUUCGACGAGGAGCUGGGAGAGGGGGCUCAGGUCAACACCUCGGAUCUGAACGAGGAGCUGGGACAGGUGGAGUAUGUGUUCACUGAUAAGACAGGCACUCUCACGGAGAACAACAUGGAGUUUAUUGAGUGCUGCGUCGAUGGGAACGUCUACAUCCCACAUGCCAUCUGCAACGGCCAAAUCCUCAGCGCUGCCUCCAGUAUAGACAUGAUUGACUCCUCACCCGGAGGAUAUAGGAGAGAACACGAGGAUCUGUUUUUCCGGGCGCUGUGUCUGUGUCACACGGUGCAGGUGAAGGAGGAGGAGACGGUGGAGAGCAUCAAGAGGGGCAUCCACCAGGGCCGGCCCACCUCCUUCUACAUCUCCUCCUCUCCGGAUGAGGUGGCGUUGGUGGAGGGAAUGAAAAGGCUGGGUUACACCUAUCUGAGACUGAAAGACAACUACAUGGAGAUCCUGAACAAAGAAGAUGAGAUUGAAAGGUUUGAGCUGCUCCAUGUGCUGAACUUUGACUCUGUCAGGAGGAGAAUGAGCGUCAUAGUCAAGUCCAGCGCAGGAGAAUACCUGCUGUUUUGUAAGGGGGCAGACUCGUCCAUUUUCCCCCGAAUCGUGUCUGGGAAGGUGGAGCAGGUGAAAGCCCGGGUGGAGCUGAAUGCUGUCGAGGGUCUGCGGACUCUGUGUGUCGCCUAUCGAAAGCUCUCAGAGUCCGACUACCAGGAGGCGUGUCUUCACCUGAACGAAGCCAAGCUGGCCCUGCAGGACAGGGAGCAGAGGCUGGCGCAGGCCUAUGACAUCAUCGAGAGGGACUUUGUGCUUCUGGGCGCUACAGCAGUGGAGGACAGGCUCCAGGAGAAAGCAGCAGACACCAUCGAGUCACUGCACAAGGCUGGGAUGAAGGUUUGGGUCCUGACAGGCGACAAGAUGGAGACGGCGGCGGCUACAUGCUACGCCAGCAAGCUGUUCCGCCGCAGCACCCAGAUCCUGGAGCUGACCAAGAAACGCACGGAGGAGCAGAGUCUGCACGACGUCCUGUUCGAGCUAAACAGGACUGUUCUCAGACAACGCUCUAUUUCUGGGUUGUCAAUGGACUGCCUGGACUUCGGUCUGAUCAUCGACGGGGCCACGCUGUCUGCAAUCCUGAAGGCGAACCAGGAGGGCGCCGGCUGUGGAAACUACAAAGAGAUCUUUCUGGAGAUCUCUCGCAACUGUAGCGCCGUGCUCUGCUGCCGCAUGGCGCCGCUGCAGAAAGCCCAGAUUGUGAAGCUAAUUAAAGCUUCCAAGGAGCAUCCCAUAACCCUCGCUGUUGGAGAUGGUGCCAACGAUGUCAGCAUGAUCCUGGAAGCACAUGUGGGCAUCGGCAUCAUGGGUAAAGAAGGCCGACAGGCGGCGAGGAACAGUGACUACGCCAUCCCGAAGUUCAAACACCUGAAGAAGAUGCUGCUUGUUCACGGCCACUACUACUACAUCCGGAUUGCAGAGCUCGUUCAGUACUUCUUCUACAAGAAUGUAUGCUUCAUCUUCCCUCAGUUCCUGUACCAGUUCUUCUGCGGGUUCUCCCAGCAGCCUCUGUACGACACGGCGUAUUUGACGUUGUACAACAUCAGCUUCACCUCGCUCCCCAUCCUCCUCUACAGCCUGGUGGAGCAACACGUCACCAUGGAUACGCUAAAGAGGGACCCCUCGUUGUACAGGGACAUAGCGAAGAACUCGCUCCUCCGAUGGCCCGUCUUCCUCUACUGGACGUGCCUGGGUCUGUUUGACGCUGUUAUCUUCUUCUUUGGUGCCUACUUCCUGUUUGACAACACCACCUUUACUAGCAACGGCCAGAUGUUUGGGAACUGGACCUUCGGGACUCUGGUCUUUACUGUGCUGGUGUUCACCGUAACGCUCAAGCUUGCCUUGGACACACACCACUGGACCUGGAUCAAUCACUUUGUCGUCUGGGGGUCGCUACUUUUCUACGUUAUUUUCUCUCUUCUGUGGGGAGGAAUCAUUUGGCCCUUCCUGAACUACCAGAGGAUGUACUACGUGUUCAUGCAGAUGCUGUCCAGCGGCCCCGCCUGGCUCAGCAUCAUCCUGCUCAUCACGGUCAGCCUGCUGCCAGAUGUCAUAAAGAAAGUCCUCUGCAGGGCCUUGUGUCCCACAGCCAUCGAACGCGCACAGGAUCAUGAGAAGCUGUCGGUGGCUGUCGUGGCCGAGUCGACUCCACUGUCCUCUCGUCGGUCCUGCAAAGGCGCGAGCACAGACUCAUCCCGCCUCCACCUGGCCGCUGCAGAGGUGCUGUCGCUGCGCAGGUCUGAUCCCCUUCCCCAGAAACUACUGGUGCACUUGACAGAGGGUGGAGGGGCAGACCUGCGCCCUCUCAGCCCCUACAUUCUCCGUCUAUCAGGGGCGGGAUUCGCCUACUACGCUCCAGGGCCGGAGACCUCCGUGUGAACCAGGCUCUGAAACUGUGUGUGUGUGGAUCUGAUGGGCUGAAACGUAGCAGGAUGUGCGACCAAGGUCUGUGUCUCAAGGAUCGAGGAUUUAUUGAGCAAAACAUAAACAUGUUCACACACACGUCAACCUCCAUGCUGAGUUCACCAUGUGUAUUUUCUGGGCUACACCUGAGUGAACAACCCUUUAUAUAUUACAGCCCUGACGCCUCAUCUUCAUACUUUGUUAACUAUUUUUUUAUUCAGUGUCAUCCCCAAGUCGUAUCAAAGUUCCUACCCAAAAUCUUACUUGAAAAAGUCUAAGAACAAAAGGGGAACUUGUGCAGAGGUGCAUUGUUUCAUGCACUUAGGAACUGUCCUGUUUUAACAUGUCAACAGGCCUUUUUAUAUUCCUCGUUCUUAUUUUCAGUUCUUGCCUGUUCCUCCACUUUUGUGUCCUUUUUGCUUCUUUGUGAAUGUUUGUUUAAAAAACAUAUGUACAGUAGUCUGGCCAAGUCAGGGGCAGCCGUCAAGCUCAGCCCUUUAGGUGUGCGUGAGUGUGCAUGUGCGCGAGUGUAUGCAUGAUAUUUGCCUGUUACCGUAUGUUUGUACGUGACACACCUUUGCCUUACAGGUAGCCACACAGCAGCAGGCUAGGAGCCAAAGGAGAAAGGUGUUAAAAAAACAAAAAAUAAGUGGUGUAUUACAAAGCCUUACCCACACACACACACACACACACACACACACACACACACACACACACACACACACAAACACACACAUCAGCUAAAGGGAGAGAAACUGGGGAAAUCUGAAGAGGGAUGUGCAGUAUUCUCGCCGCCCUGCCUUAAUUCAUACAUU